Messenger RNA from Rangifer tarandus platyrhynchus (Svalbard reindeer), 579 nucleotides. Lineage: Eukaryota; Metazoa; Chordata; Mammalia; Artiodactyla; Cervidae. The record is from the annotation of a GenBank genome assembly.
AUGCGACAUUCAGCUGCGUCACGCCUCAGUCCGCCGCAGCUGCAGCUCAGAGAGGCUUUGCCUCCGCCUCUUUCGCCCAGGCCUCCGCUGCCGCUGCCACCUCCGGUGCAAUCACCUCGGCCCAGCCGCGCCCCGCCCAGCGCUCCUGCUGCCUUCACCGCUGCCACCUCCUCAGCCCCGGCUUCCGCCGCCACCAUCCAAGCAUCCGUGAGUCAUUUUCUACCCAUCUCUGGGCACGCGGUAGUGACCACCCUAAGAGGUUUGCAGGCUUGCAGAAUGGCAGAAGCGGAUCCUAACAGGGUCUCGGAGCCUGCCGCCCAGGGGGUGGAUGAAGAGGUGGUAGCUAUCUUGUCUAGCGAUUCUGGGGACGAAUCUGACAGCAGCAGCUCUAGCAGCAGCAGCAGUUGCAGCAGCAGCAGCAGUGGCCGCAGCCCCUUCUAUAGAAGUAUAAGUGUACCUGGGCCUUCCAGAAGUGUGCGGCGGACUCGUCAGGUAGAAGUUUCGUGGAUCGGCUGCCUCGUGCAGUUAGAAAUCGUGUGCAGGCUCUCAGAAAUAUUCAAGACGAAUGUGACAAGGUAG